Messenger RNA from Hylaeus anthracinus, 5222 nucleotides. It is a transcript of the gene Ca-Ma2d, whose product is annotated as voltage-dependent calcium channel subunit alpha-2/delta-3. Lineage: Eukaryota; Metazoa; Arthropoda; Insecta; Hymenoptera; Colletidae. The coding region runs from base 1265 to 4924 and encodes 1219 amino acids. Gene Ontology annotation, cellular component: voltage-gated calcium channel complex. Gene Ontology annotation, molecular function: voltage-gated calcium channel activity. The record is from RefSeq and is a predicted model, not a curated record. The transcript has 13 exons.
GUUUAUUAAAUUUCUUGCGAGUUGCAGUUUAAGAAAUCGAGCGUCUGCUAUAUGAUCUCCGUCUGCAAAAAAUCCGUCGACUAGUCAGUUUGUUUCUUUUUCAAGGAAUUUGACUUCGUUUUCAGACUAGGCUUCCUUUUCAAUCAUUCCCAUAGAUUCGAGAAAUGAUCACAGGCCUGUUACAAAGUUGAUAGUCUUUUGAAACUCGUUAAACGUAUGACGUGAUCUCGAUUCCUCCUUAAGUGCCCCGUUACUGGACGCUACCCGAGCCUUCGUUAAUAGAGCGACGCCACGACGAUCGCGGGGCGCUCGCAUGCGCGUCCUUUCCGCGUUACGCAAUCUUACGGUAUCAACGACAAAGCAGCGUACGAAGAGAGCCGAGCUGGUCAAAUUGCAGUCGUACGAUUACGCUACGGUGGCUGGAUUUUGCAUCGAUCCGCGCGAUAACUGUUUCCCUGGGAACAGAACGCGAAACAAUAUUAAUGCAUUUUGGAACAAAUUGCUCCGUAGGGAGUUGGGCAUUAUUUAAACGAAAAUUGAAACAGUCAUUCAGAAAGUAUAAUCAAAAGAAAAGAUAAUCGUUGCCCAACUCUGGUCCCGUGCAAUAUUAUUAUACUUAUAAGCUUUUUCUUGUCUACAUCUUUGCUUUGAACCACCACGUGGAUACGAUAAUCGUACGACUCGUUAUAGCGCGUACAAUUCCCGCAAGAAUGCAGUUUAAACAGGCAUUCAGUCUUCCUACGGUUACAUAGAUCUCAAGUUACUCAGAUUCACGUGUCUUGUAAAUGGCCUAUCAGUUACCGUAUAUAAUACGUUUGUCACACUCGUAUAUCUAUCUACACCUUUAACCAACAGCAUUUUCUUUCGUGUCUUCGCUCCUAAAAACAAAUAUCCAUACUUGGAUAUGUUCGAACAUCCUGUUGAUUAUUUCGAUAGAGAAUCGAUUGAAAUAAUCCGCAUGAGAUAAGCGGCAUGGCACGAUCGUUUCAUAGCGGAGGCCAGGAUUUUAUAAAUACACGAGACCACGUGAAAGAAACGGUGUGCGCCGGUGGACCGAGUUUCGUGGUUCGUCGGUUUACGAGACGGCGCGACGUACGUGUACCAAAAAUAAUCGGAACAUAUCGCCGGUCCCGAGACUUCGAAACGCUAAGGUAUAAACGUGGACGUGCUGCCGGCUAGAACAGGAUGAGGUGAUCCCCCGAAACUCGUGCUGGAUUCUUCGUUCGCUGGUUUAGUGCGAAGAACGGAAAUCUCGAUCGCGAAUAUGCAACUGAGGAUAGGGUACUGUUGGUUCGUUCUUGUCGGCUGCAUCCAAUGCGCCGGCUGCUACGACAGACACGCGCACACAGUGGCGCAAUGGGCAAAGACCUUGGGCGCCGAAUUAUGGGAACUCGCGGAGAAGGUGGCGCGACCAGACGAACUAUUAAGCAAAUACAAAGCGAUGAAUACGCGAGUGGAGGACAAGUCCGGGGACGAAUUAGUGAGCAUAAUCAGCGAGAACGUCGGCAGGAUGCUGAGAAGAAAGAUGGACGCGGUGACCUGCAUCCGCAUAGAGGCUGAAAAAGGCGCGCGGAAUUGGACGGACCACGACGAUCUGGAAGACUUUAAAUACGUUUCGGGAAAAUACAGCGUCGUGGAGGGCGGGUCUCUGCCAAAAUACCCUGAGAAUAUAGGGAACAAUACCAAAUUUUACAGGAACAUAACGUUGACGCCGGACUCGCAUUUCUACAACAUACCUGUAAACACAAGCUUCUCGUCGGUGCACGUGCCAACGAACGUGUACGAUAUGGGACCAGCGGUUUGGAAGGAUAUAGAGAAGACCGAGCAUCUCGACAGCGUCUUUCAGCAAAACUACGAAUCGGACCCGGCGUUGUCUUGGCAGUAUUUCGGCUCUAUCACGGGCAUGCUGAGACAGUAUCCUGCUAUGCAGUGGAGGACGGAUCCUAUGUUGAACGACGAGGAGGAAGACGACGGCGACGAGGGACCGCCUGAUAUAUACGAUUGUCGAGUACGCAGUUGGUUCAUCGAGGCUGCCACCUGCAGCAAGGACAUGGUGAUCCUGAUGGACACCAGCGGUAGCAUGACCGGCAUGGGAAAGACGAUCGCCAGGACAACGGUGAAUAUGAUUCUGGACACCCUGUCGAACAACGACUACGUGACCGUGUUGAGCUACACGGACGAGACGUACGACAUCAUCGACUGCUUCAAGGACAUGCUAAUCCAGGCCACCCCGGAAAACGUGGACACGUUUAAAAAAGGAAUAACGUCCGUGAAAACUGAGGGUCUCGCGAACGUGACCGAAGCCUUCAACAGAGCGUUCAACCUUCUCAGAAAUUACAGGGAGUCGCGUGGGUGCGACGCGGACAACCCGUGCAAUCAGCUAAUAAUGCUGGUGACGGACGGCGUUCCUGGAAACUUAACCGAGGUUUUUAAAACGUGGAACUGGCAGGACAACGACACUCACAUCCCCGUGAGGGUGUUCACGUAUCUUCUUGGAAAAGAGGUAACGAAGGUCCGCGAGAUCCAGUGGAUGGCCUGCCUCAAUCGCGGUUACUAUACGCACGUCCACACGCUAGAGGAAGUUCGUGAACAGGUCCUGAAGUACAUACCCGUCGUUGCCCGACCUAUGGUUCUCCAGGACGUCGUGCACCCUGUCGUAUGGACUCACGCUUACGCGGACAUAACGAAUCCGGCACUCGCCACCUGGCUGUGGCUGGUGAUGAAGCAUCCGGAGCAACGAUCACGUCUUCAGAAACAUCUGAAAGGGAAACGUCUGGGCGUGCGAAUAAAUGAGGACGCUAUCUACAUACAGCAGCUCCACGAGGACGAGGACGUUCUAGAGGACCCGUCAACGCUGAACUCCACCGCUUGGCAGGAGUACAGGCUCCUCACCUCCGUCAGCACGCCGGUGUUUGACCGCAAAGGCAACAAACGCUACAAUAACACGAGGUUAGCGCAUCUGUUGGGUGUGGCAGGCACGGACGUGCCAAUUGACGACAUCCGAAAGCUCACGUUGCCGUACAAGCUCGGAGUGAACGGGUAUGCCUUCAUCGUGUCCAACAACGGCUACGUGAUACUGCAUCCGGACCUGAGGCCCGUCUACAAGGGCAGGCUCAAGCUGAAUUACAACAGUAUCGACCUCACGGAGGUCGAGAUCCUGGACGACGGACUUGGGCCUAGGAACCCGGGACCGGAGAUACUGGAGCUGCGUGCCGCGCUGGUGGAUCACAAAAGGGGCAGCACGAUGGGAGUUCCCGUGAAAUUGCAUUACGACGAUAAUCGUCGGGUGAAUCUGGAGAGACGCGACUACUUUUACGCGCCCCUGCCCGGGACGCCUUUCGGUGUUGCGGUCGCCAUAUCAAACUACGGCACAACUUGGAUCAAGGUCGGAGACGAAAUCCGCAGGAACCAGAACAUGAACGUGAAGAUCUCCGAUUUCUUCGUGGGCGAUCGCUGGAGAGUGCAUCCGGGCUGGGUGUACUGUCGCUACCACUAUCUGGAAGGUCACGAGUUCGAUAGCUCGGAGGACGAGCUGAGACACUUCCUGGAUCUGUUGAACAAGCCGGACUGGCGUUGGUCGGAGCAGUACGCCUCCUACCCGAUCAGCGACGACGACCUCGUCGACGAACCUGACUGCGGUAGACAGACCAUGUCGCACGACGACUAUUAUUGCAACAAAGAGCUGAUGCAGCUAUUGGUCUUCGACGCGAAGGCUACGAACGCGAGCUUCAAUAACGAUUUCGUAUUGGAGGGCCAACGAGCGCGACAUUUAGCCGAGAUGUAUGGGAUAUUCUUGAGAUUCGUCGCCACGCAGAGCGGCCUGACGAGGUGGCAUGAUUUGGACACGAACAAACUGCCCGAAGACGACGAUGGCAUUGUUUUUGGCGAUCUUCAUAGGAGGGCGGUGAACGAGCCUUGGUACAAGGGCGCUAUUUUUCAGAAUAAUAUAGAUCCAAACAGUAUAUCCGUGACAGUUCCCUGGGAAGCAGGCCCGAACGCAAUAGUCACCGCCUCCAUGGGAAUAUUCCCAAGAGACGGUGGCAAAACAGCACCGGCCGCCGUGGUGGGCUUCCAAAUGCCCAUGUGGGAUUUUUACGAGAGAUUCAUUGACUUGACAUCGGACCCAGAAAAUCCAUCCAUGAACUGUUCUCACGUGUGGAUGGACUGCUAUUUGCUCGAUCAAAACGGUUACGUGGUGAUAUCCGAGGCGCACAACGACACCGGUCAGUUCAUGGGAACGCAGGAAGGGGCUGUGAUGAACUCCAUGGUGGGCCAAGGUCUCUUCAACCCAGUCGAGAUUUACGAUUAUCAAGGCUGGUGCGACGAAGUUCGUGUCCAGGGCGCGGCCAGCACUCUGACGGACCCUCUGAUGUACGUCUGGAAAUUGUUGCUCUGGUUUCUGCUGCGUGUGACGUGGUUCACGACCCAGUUCGUCAACUUGCCAGGCGGUCUGGCCAAAAUGCACUUCGACGAGGACAAACCGGAGCCACCGCCGCCGCCGAAACUCUAUCUCUACCAUUAUCCUUGCGACCAGAAGAGGACCCUUUACAUGAUGAAUUACACGAUCGCGGACCAGGGUAUCACCAAUCAGACGGAGACCUUUUGCUCGAGGCCGUUCUAUGCGCGUAGGGUACCGUACACGAACCUGCUGCUGGUGGUCGUCGACGCGAUGUACCCGACCUGUUACAAAAGAUUAGAGGUGACGCCAGUGAUCAUUUCGCCGCUGGAGUACACGAACGGUACAGGGAGUGCGCCGUGCCAUAAACUUCCGCUGAAUGACCUUAAAAGGAGGCGCCUGGAGGGUUGUUUUACGGAGCAUCCGUUGGAGCACGAAAUCGACGAGUGCGGUGGCGCGUCGGGACUCGCCGUGUCUUUAUUACUGUUCUCCGCUGUUAUCGCUAAAAUUUUAUGUACAUUUGUGUGACUGUCCGAGGGAAGAAUUAUCGGUCGUUCAAUUAACGACGAGAACCACGCACCGUGGAAUACGCCGCUCGAAAUAAUUGGGACAAACUGGGGAACUGACUUAUUCGAUAUACCUCGAUCAAGGGAUCUCGUAUCGAAAUUAUUCGAGUACUUAUUUCUAGGUUUAUUCGGAAUAAACAAGCUUCCUAAUUGUUGCGAGCAGCGUGGCUCUUUUUAAUGUCUCACCCAAACAAUGACCAACCGCAAGAACUUAUGGAGGAUUGUGAAUUUAUUAUAAGAAUAAAGAAGAUACGCUUCCA